This is a messenger RNA of Cylicostephanus goldi, 530 nucleotides long. The record is from the annotation of a GenBank genome assembly. NCBI's taxonomy places the organism in Eukaryota, Metazoa, Nematoda, Chromadorea, Rhabditida, Strongylidae.
AUGAAACCGUACCUCAGCAGAUACAAAGCAGAAGAUGUCAUUCUUCGACCUGGACUGAAGUACACUGGAUUUCUUAUCGUAAGAGUGGACAAAGAUGACAAAGAAGAAACGCAGACUGGAGCUCAUUAUAGUCGGAUAUUGGAUCCCCUGAGGCCGAGAUCCUAUCGGCAACUUCAUCUCAGUGGACCUGCCUACGGCUUUAGUGGAUAUUUCAAACCAGUGUUUCUGGAGCCCGAGGAUGAAGGAAGCGUGGUUGGCACGUUUUUCACUGUUUUGGUUCCACUUCUCGUCUUCCUAACCAUGGCGUCCGUAUUGGCUCUAUUUGUGCUGCACAAGUUAGUUGAAUUUUCCUCUAUUGCAGUUUUUUACUUUCAUGUUCAAAUUUAUUACCUGCAAAAUCAUAAUUUGUUUUUCCCGUGUCGGAGCUUAAAGGCACCUUCCACCCAGAUUUUCGACUUCCAUGUUUCUGUCGUUCCAGGACCUUCUCAUAGCCCUGAUUCCAAAUAUGAAGUUGAGAAUUUGCGAUAACA